CAGUUGCUCGCUGUGAGAGCAAAGCUUCCUUCACUAUGGCCAGGACGAAGCAGACGGCCCGCAAAUCCACCGGCGGCAAAGCGCCGCGCAAGCAGCUGGCCACGAAGGCUGCCCGCAAGAGCGCUCCGGCCACCGGCGGCGUGAAGAAGCCGCACCGCUACCGGCCCGGCACCGUGGCCCUGCGCGAGAUCCGCCGCUACCAGAAGUCCACCGAGCUGCUGAUCAGAAAGCUGCCUUUUCAGCGCCUGGUGCGCGAGAUCGCGCAGGACUUCAAGACCGACCUGCGCUUCCAGAGCUCCGCGGUGAUGGCGCUGCAGGAGGCCUGCGAGGCCUACCUGGUGGGGCUCUUUGAGGACACCAACCUGUGCGCCAUCCACGCCAAGCGGGUGACUAUCAUGCCCAAGGACAUCCAGCUCGCGCGUCGCAUCCGCGGCGAGAGGGCGUAAUCCCCUGCUCGAGCAUGGGGUCGCUUUCUUGCGUUCUCCUUAGAACGAAGUAUGUCUGGCCGCGGCAAAGGCGGGAAGGGGCUGGGGAAAGGCGGCGCCAAGCGCCACCGCAAGGUGCUGCGCGACAACAUCCAGGGCAUCACCAAGCCCGCCAUCCGGCGCCUGGCUCGCCGCGGCGGCGUGAAGCGCAUCUCCGGCCUCAUCUACGAGGAGACCCGCGGGGUGCUCAAGGUGUUCCUGGAGAACGUGAUCCGGGACGCCGUGACCUACACGGAGCACGCCAAGCGCAAGACGGUCACCGCCAUGGACGUGGUGUACGCGCUCAAGCGCCAGGGCCGCACGCUCUACGGCUUCGACGUAACACGCCACAGUCUACUGUCCAAUCAGAAUGCGAGGGCGGCUAUAAAUACCGGGAUGGUCAAUUUUUUUUUCUCGUUUGCGGGGAGUAGUUGGGUUUACUUAGCCAUGGCAAGAACUAAGCAGACAGCCCGCAAGUCCACCGGCGGCAAAGCGCCGCGCAAGCAGCUGGCCACGAAGGCUGCCCGCAAGAGCGCUCCGGCCACCGGCGGCGUGAAGAAGCCGCACCGCUACCGGCCCGGCACCGUGGCCCUGCGCGAGAUCCGCCGCUACCAGAAGUCCACCGAGCUGCUGAUCAGAAAGCUGCCUUUUCAGCGCCUGGUGCGCGAGAUCGCGCAGGACUUCAAGACCGACCUGCGCUUCCAGAGCUCCGCGGUGAUGGCGCUGCAGGAGGCCUGCGAGGCCUACCUGGUGGGGCUCUUUGAGGACACCAACCUGUGCGCCAUCCACGCCAAGCGGGUGACUAUCAUGCCCAAGGACAUCCAGCUCGCGCGUCGUAUCCGAGGCGAGAGGGCAUAACUUUGUUUAUAACAGCCCAAAAAGUCUUCCCCACCCCAAAAGGCUCUUUUCAGAGCCCCUCAAUUGUCAGCAAAAGAAAGCUGUAGCUUUUGAAACUGUCUUAACCCUGUUUUAAGUGCAAGUUACAUACAAAACGUGUUGGCUCAACGCUGUAAAGUCAGGAGACAGGUCACAGGCUGGUAUGCUAACCCGAUUCCCUUUACAGAACCUACUCCUAACUGUUAAGGAGAUUUACUUUUGAAAAGCAUUCCUGUUCUUAUUCUUGAGGAAUGUAUAUGCUACUUAGCUACCUGCCCCUAACGAAGGGAACAAGCAGUAUGAGUGUUUAAGAAACAGUCUUAGCCGGGCGGGUGGCUCACGCUUGUAGUCAGAGCACUUUGGGAGACCGAGGCGGGCAGAUCAUCUGGAGUCAGGAACUCGAGACCAGCUUCACCAAAGUGGAGAAACGCGGCCUCUACUAAAACUACAAUUAGCCGGGUGUGGUGGCGCGCACCUGUAAACCUAGGUACUCUGGAGACUGAGGUAGCAGAAUCGCUAGAACGCAGGAGAGGUUGAGGUGAACCGAGAUCCCCCGCAUUGCACUCCAGACUGGGCAACAACAGCGAAACUCCGUCUCAGAA
Messenger RNA from Sapajus apella (tufted capuchin), 1942 nucleotides. RefSeq lists its product as uncharacterized. Gene Ontology annotation, cellular component: nucleosome. The transcript is spliced from 3 exons. The record is from RefSeq and is a predicted model, not a curated record. Lineage: Eukaryota; Metazoa; Chordata; Mammalia; Primates; Cebidae. Gene Ontology annotation, molecular function: protein heterodimerization activity; DNA binding; structural constituent of chromatin.